Molecule: messenger RNA, 1397 nt
Organism: Drosophila miranda
Lineage: Eukaryota; Metazoa; Arthropoda; Insecta; Diptera; Drosophilidae
Product: endoplasmic reticulum junction formation protein lunapark-B-like
Exons: 1
Coding region: 56-1156 (366 amino acids)
Biological process (GO): endoplasmic reticulum tubular network organization
Cellular component (GO): endoplasmic reticulum tubular network
Source: RefSeq, a predicted model, not a curated record
UAGAAAUAAAUGUUUAAAGUUUGAACACGUCCAGUUCAAAAUCGAAAACUCCAAGAUGGGAUUCGUUUUGUCGAAAUUUCGGAAGGAAAAAUCAACGGAGGAGGUUCUGGAGGCCCUGCAAGUACAGAUCAAAGACCUGGAGAAAUACAUGAUAAAUACUCAAGAGAGGAAGCGGAGCUUCGUCACGAACUUUCUAGGAAUCACAAUUGGCGCAUACAUCGUUGGUUUUGGAUUAUGGUGUUGCUUUUACUUUCCACCGACGUGGAAAGAGCGCAUCGUGUACUUGGUACCGCUGCUCCUGUUCCCCGUUAUCAUCGUCUUCAUGCGGCAGAUGUUUACGUGGUACUUUCAGCGCAAGCUCAACAAAAAUGGCGAUAAGCUGGCCCAGCUGAAGGAGAAGAAGAAAAAGAUAUUAGAGCAGGUCAUGGACAAAGAGAUCUACAAGGUGGCAGUGAAUCUCCUGGAACGCUUCGGGGACAGGAAGUUAAACAAGCCGUUUAGUCGUUCCACCGCAAUGAAGCCUCAACAAACGCCACAACCUGCAGCAAGACUGCCAGGAGCCAGUACGCAGCAGAGAUUGUUGACUCCGUAUAGCAGCGUCUACCGCAACGUCAACAACAACAAUCUAAACAGCUCGACACAGUCGAUGACGUCAGCAUCUCCGAAUGUGGGCGCAGUGCAGGAACUGCGUCGGCGUACGCAUUUUCCAGUGGUAGAUCAGAACCGGUCACGCAGCGCAGUGGACCGUAUUGUAGACUUCAUUGUAGGAGACACUCCGAUUCGCUACGGCAUGAUCUGCAAAGAGUGCGAUGGCCAUAACGGUAUGCUGCCGGAGGAUGAAUAUGUUUUCACUUCAUUUCGUUGUGCCUUUUGCAAUGCUUUAAACCAAGCGCGCAAGAAGCGACCAGUGGCUCCUCGACUCUCACUAAAUCAGCAAACACCACCUUCAAACAAUCGCAUCGAUAAGGAGGAUGUUGAGGCCAAUCCCAAAAUCCAAAGUGCAGCAACUGUGACCGAAAUAGGAGCAAUGGAGAAUGAAACUACUGAGGCUGUAGCUGAGGAAGCUGCUGGAGUGGUCGAGGUCGACAGCAAAGCCGAAGCUGAAGAAGCUGCUGGAGCUGGCGACAGCAAAGCUGAAGAAGCAUCAAGCUCCUAAACGAUCGCCCUCAUCAGCUUUAGGCGCGAGUUAAGCAAAGUUUUUACAUGGUUUGCUUAAUAGUUUACUAAUUUAACACUUUGUUGGUAAAAAAAAAUGGAAAGAUUUACUUCUGUUAGCCUGAAUUAAAAAAAAAAUAUGUCAAAGUGCAGAUAUUAAACUGCCUCCUUUUUUUUGCAAAAAAAAAAAAAAAUAAAUAAAAAAUAUGGACGGACUUCCCGAAUGGCGGAACCGGGACCAA